UAGUACUGGGCAGAAAUGGCUGCAAGUGGCCGAGGACUCAGCCGGGUCUUAGGUGCCUCUUCUUGCCCUGCUUGGAGAGGAGCUCAUUGGGAAGCCAGAGGACGCCUAAAGCCUGAGUACGAUGCCGUGGUGAUAGGAGCAGGUAACCAGGAUGUGCUGGAGCUGAGGGGCAGGAAGGCAGCCCUGCUCAGAGCCCGGGGGGGUGGGGGGGGUGGGGGAGUGGAGUUGGGGGCGCACUCCCAAGCCCCACCCCUCCCUCUCCUGUGUCCACAGGAUGGCCAGGGUUUGGGCCAGAACAGAGUCGGGGGGGCGGGGCAGGGGUGGAAAGCCCACUUAGUCUGCGAGCAGGCACCAAGGUUGUGGGGCUGGCUCUGCCAUCAACUUGCUGUGUGGUCUGGGGCAGACUCUUGCCCUCUCUAGGCUUUGGUGUUCCCUUCUAGAAUGACCAGAGAAGAAUAGGUGAGCGCAGGGGUUUCCAUGUAUCUCCUGCAAAAUUAGCGCCUUGGCACCACAUUCUUAGAAAGCCUAUGGUACACAAGGAUUGGAAAGAAAGAGCCUUGGGAUAACAGACCCAUGAAAUCCAAUCAUACCAAGUGCCCUGACUUCUGGUCGCCACCACUUCACCAGUAAGACCAUGUAUCCCCCAAGGAAACUGGACAGUUCUAUAAAGGGGGGUUAGGGAAAAAUAGAAAUGAGUCGCAUGUCUGCAGAGGCUAACAGCCCCUGCUGUCUUUCUUGCACAUCUGCUGCACUUCGCUGACCCCCAGGCUACAGAGUGUCUGAUUCUGACACAUGACUGUGCGAGGGCGUGGGGCUGGGAGAAGGUUACCUUUGCUCAGACCCUUCCAUUCACACUCCCUAGGGGCCUCUUCUGGCAUUCUCUCCCACUGGGCUUAGACAGACAAUGGCAGGAUUGAAAGAAGACGUUCGUUACACAGUUUUAAAGCUGCAUCCUGUUCUGACAUCUCUUCAUUUUUGUAUGUUCUAAGAGCAGUCAUGGCCAGUUAAUGUUUUUAACGGUCACCUCUCCAGGGAAAAAUGUGUGCAAAUAUAUAUAUGUAAGUUUAGUAUAAAUACUGAAAUGAAAGAAGCAUAGCACACGAUUUUACAAAUAAGAUACGCAAUACUCUAAAUUCCAGGUGGCCAACUGGCUGUCUUCAAAUUUCUGGGAUUUUUGCUACACUUAGCAACCUUCUGGUUCCUACUGACAAAUAAGGCUAAUGCCCAAGGGAAUGUUUGACCUUUUGAUUGACUUCAAAGAGUAGAAGUGAAGCAAAGCAACAAAGGUACAUCUGAACUUCACUUGUUCCAUGACGGGAGAGACUUCGCUCAAACAGAUCAUGUUUUUCCGUUCUGGGAGAAUACUUUCUUAAUUCUUUGUGCUUUUUCACCAUGGAACAGCCAGGGACACAGCACAUGGUUGGGUUCCAUCUGCAUUGUUAGCGUUUUCUCCAUUGCUUUCAUAACUCUAACCAUCAACAAAGCAAUACAUGGAGCCACGAUAUGUAAUGUUCACUGACUUUCAUGGUGCAAAUACUCCCUCCGUGGCCGCCUUCAAGUUACCACGGUGACGCGGUUGCAUGUGAAUUUGGAAAAGAGUCGCAGCAGCCCACUGUGACACUGUGACACAGUGCAGCCUGCUGACGGCUGCUCAGAGGUAAAAAACCACAAGAGCAUAGGUAAUUGUGACACAUAGUAAUAUGAUGUGGGAAGUUGACAAGUUUUGAGUAUGUAUGACCUUUGUUUAUAAUUUAUUUCACCAUAAGUUUAUAUAAUUUAAAUUGUAGCAAUGGCUGUGUUUGACAACUGUCACAAACCUCCUGGCUGGGGGGAAACCAGCUGUAGACCUAACUGGGUGCAGUAAAUGGCACUGCGCCCCCCCCCCCCAACUCCCUUUCUGCCCUUGGUGACGGCACACCCCUGCUGCCUUCUGGCAGGGACAGUUGACUCCAGGUCACCAGAUGCCAGGGUGAAUAGCCCACAUGUGUGUGAGUCUCAGAUGUGAGUUUUUGCUUGACAUUGUUUAAUUGCUGCACAUAAAGGGAAGCCCCGUUUAAGGGCAUUUGGGGACCAAGUAAGGAACAGAGUGGCCAUCUUCCGAGAGAAGGGUUAUCUCUGCUCCCUGAGGUCACACCACUACCUGGGAGCCACCUUGAAGAUGACCCUGAUUAGUCACUUGACUAAAUAUGCCUAAGAGUGACCCAAGGAGCUUGUUAAAAUGCAGUUCCUGGGCCUUGCCCCUGGUGAUUAGGAUUCAGUGGAAGUCAGCACAUCUGACCAGAAUUUGGAGUGGGCCUGACACGGGCAGCUGCAGGCCACAUUUGAAAGUCCGAGUCCAGGGGCGCCUGGGUGGCGCAGUCGGUUAAGCGUCCGACUUCAGCCAGGUCACGAUCUCGCCGUCUGCGAGUUCGAGCCCCACGUCAGGCUCUGGGCUGAUGGCUCAGAGCCUGGAGCCUGUUUCUGAUUCUGUGUCUCCCUCUCUCUGCCCCUCCCCCGUUCAUGCUCUGUCUCUCUCUGUCCCAAAAAUAAAUAAACUUUGAAAAAAAAAAAAAAGAAAGUCCGAGUCCAGAGCAGCUUCCCUCACGAGCCCCAUGUGCCUGGCUAUCUAUGGAUCCCUGGAGUCGGGCUGGAGGUUAUCAGAGCCUGUAGCUUAAGACCCCCUCAUAGGGGAAGGAGAGGUCACCAGAAGCCACAGGAGGGCCCAGGCAGGACUGGCGAUGGACUAGUGGAGGAAAGAGGGUCCUGGGCUGAUGGAAUCUUGACCUUUGUCAUUUGAGGUCUGUUUGUGCACCUAUGGGCUAACGCGUGAUGACUGAACUGGACCGAGUUGCCUGGAAGCUUUUAUUCAGUUUCUGAGAUUUAUGAUCAGCACUACUCAAGAGACAAAUAGCUACCAUUUAUUGUGGGCCUGCCCAGGGUCAGGUGCUUUACAUAUAUUAUUGGUUUUUCUCCCUCCAACACUGCAAGAAGCCCAAAGCUCAUGGCAGGUCAGAGUGACUCUCCGAGGGCCAUGUUCUGUAAAUAGCAGAAACCAGGUUGAGCCCAGGACAGUCUGCCUUUAAUUUGAUGUUUAUAUUAGAGAGCAGGACUUUUCAAACUGCAGGUUGCAACCCAUUCAUGAAUCCCAUCCAGCGUAUUUUUUAAACCUUAUUAAGAAACUUUUCAAAAUAUAUAAAAACAGUAGGUUGACUCAUCUUUCCAAAUGAAAUAUAAUUAAAUGGAUUUUCACAUGCUUAUCACGUGGAUGAGUUGAUAUUGUUCAUGAAGCUUUUGUCUGUUAAAUACAUUUCUAGGUGGGUUGUGUACCAAGUCACGGUGUAAAACGCACUUCCUUCUGUGGCUCAUGGUCAAAGGGAGUUGAAAAGCUCUGUUUUAGAGAUUCCUUUAAUGGAAGAGAAGUUGGCUCAAUGACUUCUCAAAUUCUGGGAGUCUCUGUGUGGAAAAUGUAAAACAAAAUCUGCUCAGCCAUGAAGAGAUCCAUCAUGUGGGUCAUUGCUGCCUCCUAUUUAUGGAUGUUUGUCAAAUUAAUGGCUGAACGUUUUAUUUGAGUGAACACCGGGUUCAGGUUGGUGCUCAGAGAACAUAGUCUUCUACUGACAUCCCUGAAGACUCAGAGUGACCUUCUGUCACCAAGGAGGAAUGUGUGCCAAGUGUUCCAGACAAGGCCUGUCCCCACUACUUGAAAACAACCAGGGCCUGUUCUCUGCCCGACAAGGGAUUCUUCAUCAGCAGCUCCGCCUUAUCCUGAGAGUGAGGGAAGAAGAGGCCUUCCCACCCCACUGGCUGUGCUUGGCUCUGAUGGCCACAUCAGAAUGACCUGGGGGCUUGUGAGAAAUCCGUCCCAGGGCCCCGCCUUCACCCUGCUGAGCUGACUGGGGAGGGGUCCUCAGGUGGUCCUGAAGCUUCUCGAAACAGGAGAAGCACUUGCUACCAGGGGGGCCUGGUGUGCAACAUGGGAUCCUAAGUCAAGUUUAGGGCUCCUAACCCAGGGGCAGCCCUCCUAAGAUCUUUGGAAAGAAACUUAAACAUGUAAAAUAGCAAAGUUCACCCAAUCAGCUGGCACUCCUUAAGCUGUCUGUGUUCAGUUACUUCAUUUUGAACUGUUCCCAUCUUACCCCAGGAAUGUUGGUGGUUGACAAAGACAAAGUCAUGUGACUAAAGCCUUCCGGGGCACUACAGUGAACCACGCUUGGGGAGAACAAGCCACAUUGGACAGCAGCCGUCCACAUGCCCAGCACGCACCUGGACGGCCGGUGAUUCCACACCUGACAAGGAGGGCUUGUCUGCCUAGCAGCAUACCAGCCACGCUCCCCUUCUGUCCCUGCCACGGAAACCGUGACUCUCCCUCACCAGUCACUUGCUCAUCCCCAGGUGCUGGGAAGCCCAGCAAUGCGAGGCUUCGUGAGAUAGCUUUUGUCUGAUGACUGGAUUUCUCCUCACCCAUCACUCCAGCGUGGAGCCACUGGCCAGGCCAGGGUGACGGGACAUUUUUUGAGCCAGGACAAGAACCAGGGUUUUCUGACUCCCCACAGACCAGGUGUUUUAUGGCAUCAAGCUAGAUGCUGUUGCAACAUCCAACUCUCUGCUACCUCCCCAGGAUCUUCACGAGCAUGGGGACAGGGAUGGGUGACCACGUUCCUCAGGCGGCGUACCUGCAGAGACUGGGGGUGAACACGGCAGUCUUCGAGAGACGCCCAGUGAUUGGAGGUGCAGCUGUCACUGAGGAGAUCAUCCCAGGGUUUAAGUUCUCCCGAGCAUCCUACCUCCUCAGCCUGCUGAGGCCACAGAUUUACACCGACCUGGAGCUGAAGAAACACGGGCUGAGGCUUCAUCUUCGGAACCCCUACUCCUUCACCCCAAUGCUGGAAGAGGGCACAGGGAACAAGGUCCCCAGGUCCCUUCUUCUGGGCACAGACAUGGCGGAAAACCAGAAGCAGAUUGCCCAGUUCUCGCGGAGAGAUGCGCAGGCCUUCCCCAAAUAUGAGGCAUUCAUGAAUCGGUUGGCAUUAGCCAUAGACCCUCUGCUGGAUGCAGCACCGGUGGACGCAGAGGCCUUCCAGAGGGGUUCCCUGCUGCAAAGGCUCAAGUCGCUCUCCACCCUCAAACCCCUGCUGCAGGCAGGUCGCGUGCUGGGAGCCCAGCUGCCCCAGUAUUACCAGGUCCUCACAGCUCCAAUUACAAAGGUGCUGGAUCAGUGGUUUGAGUCCGAGCCUCUAAAAGCCACUCUGGCAACGGAUGCUGUGAUCGGAGCCAUGACAAGUCCCCACACUCCGGGGAGUGGGUAUGUGCUGCUACAUCACGUGAUGGGGGGCCUCGAGGGGAUGCAAGGGGCCUGGGGCUAUGUCCAGGGUGGCAUGGGUGCCCUCUCUGAUGCCAUCACCAGCUCAGCCACUGCACAUGGAGCAAGUGUCUUCACUGAAAAGGCAGUGGCCAAAGUGCAGGUGAGCAGCGAAGGGCGCGUCCAAGGAGUGGUGCUGCAAGACGGCUCGGAGGUGAGGAGUAAGGUGGUGCUGUCCAACGCAUCUCCACAGGUCACCUUCCUGAAGCUGACACCACAGGAAUGGCUUCCUGAGGAGUUCGUGGACAGGAUCUCCCGACUAGACACCCAGUCACCUGUUACCAAGAUCAAUGUGGCUGUCGACAGGCUGCCUGACUUCCUGGCGGCCCCCAAUGCUCCCGGGGGCCAGCCACUGCCCCAUCACCAGUGCUCCAUCCACCUGAACUGUGAAGACACCCUCCUCCUCCACCGGGCCUUUGAAGAUGCCAUGGAUGGCCUGCCUUCCCACAGGCCUAUGAUUGAGCUCUGCAUCCCUUCCUCGCUGGACUCUACCCUGGCUCCCCCCAGCUGCCAUGUUGUCUCGCUCUUCACACAGUACACUCCCUACACGCUGGCUGGAGGCAAGGUGUGGGAUGAGCAGGAAAGAAACGCUUAUGCAGACAAAGUGUUUGACUGCAUCGAGGCCUACGCCCCUGGCUUCAAGGGCUCCGUGGUGGGCAGGGACAUCCUCACACCGCCUGAUCUGGAGAGAAUUUUUGGGCUUCCUGGAGGGAAAACAUGCCGGAAGGAAAAGAACCUUCCUUGGAGAAGGGGAGGGGAAGAAACCUGCAAAGGCCGGAAAGACCAUAACACUCCUAUGUCAACGACUGUGGCCCUGCCUCCCGCAGAAUAUAUUCCACUGUGCCAUGACCCUGGACCAGCUCUACUUCGCCCGCCCCGUGCCCCUGCACUCCAGCUACCGCUGUCCUCUCCGGGGCCUGUAUCUCUGUGGCAGCGGUGCCCACCCUGGCCGCUCUCCAAAUGCCAACUUUGGUUGUGGAAGACCCGUGUCCCUGAAUUCCCCCUCCAGAUGUCAGACCAGCGGGAAUUGGAGGAGGCGUCAUGGGAGCCGCGGGACGCAAUGCAGCCCAUGUCGUCUUCAGAGACCUCAAGAGCAUGUGACCCUGAACCGACUCUGACCCAGGACAAAGAAUCUACCCUUGAAAUUUUAAGUCCCCAUUGGGUCAGUUUCCCAGGAUACGGCAGCUGCCCUCAUGCUCAAGGCACUAUUUUAGGAGAAACGUACAGGUUACAUUUGAUACUUGUUAACCUGGUACCCAUGUCUUCAUGAGUGAACCAGUUUUGUGUUAUUAAAAACAAUGUUUUAGAUAA
Prionailurus viverrinus (fishing cat) is the source of this 6649-nucleotide messenger RNA. It is a transcript of the gene PYROXD2, whose product is annotated as pyridine nucleotide-disulphide oxidoreductase domain 2. Gene Ontology annotation, molecular function: oxidoreductase activity. The record is from RefSeq and is a predicted model, not a curated record. Bases 4560 to 6608 code for a protein of 682 amino acids. The transcript is spliced from 16 exons. NCBI's taxonomy places the organism in Eukaryota, Metazoa, Chordata, Mammalia, Carnivora, Felidae.